This is a messenger RNA of Cyprinodon tularosa, 1082 nucleotides long. RefSeq names its product pyroglutamylated RFamide peptide. The transcript is spliced from 2 exons. Gene Ontology annotation, molecular function: orexigenic neuropeptide QRFP receptor binding. The record is from RefSeq and is a predicted model, not a curated record. Lineage: Eukaryota; Metazoa; Chordata; Actinopteri; Cyprinodontiformes; Cyprinodontidae. The coding region runs from base 13 to 915 and encodes 300 amino acids.
CCUAUCGAUACGAUGCUAAUUACAACCACAACCAUAAAAGAAAUCCCAGAGACUCGUUCUAACCAGAAACAUCUUAAUGAAUCAUUUGUGUCCACUUCCCCUCAUGCCAAGCAAGCAGCUAUAAUGGCCUCCGUGCCGAACCGGACAAACGUUGCUGAGCUAAUAAGAAUCCAGUUUCAGGUAUUUGGUGAAUAUGUUAGUGGGCGUCAGAAGGUGGAGGAACCAAUCUGUGAUGGCAGACUGGUGGAGAUCAGUUGGUGCUUUUUAAAAAGGUCUGAAGCAACAAAUGUGACAGAAGACACAACAAGGUGCCAGACAAGACACAAGAUGAGACUGCCUUUCCGUAUUGGAGCCUCACAGGUCACCCUCCUCUUCCUCGAACUCCUCUUCCCAGUCCCACCAACAGUUUCCACACAUCCUUUGUCCUCCUUGGCCUUCUAUCCCACACUGGACAGGCGUGAACUAGAGUCACCUCUGUAUGACCUCAAGUCUCCUCUGCAGGACCUCAAAGACCCUAAAAACUGGUCAAACUGGCCUCAAAGCCCUCAGAAUACUCUUUCAGAGUCUGAGGAGAAAGAUGAAUCAUGGGAAGAAAUGCAGCUGAUGAGGGCCCAGAGAGGAGACCUCCUGGAGCUCCCGCUCUCCCCAUUCGCUGGGGAUAACUCGUUGGAGAUCAGAAACCAUCAGGAAGGAGGAGAAGGGGAGGAAGGCUGGAAGAGGAACAACGCUCUAACCUCCAUGGCCGGAGGGCUUCAAGCUGUCAGCCGAGAAAAAGGAGGAUUUGGUUUCCGCUUCGGGAGGAAGAGUCGGCGAGAAAAGGGGAGAAGGGGUGGAAGGGUAAUGGAAGAGGCUGGAGAAGAGAGGACAGGUGAAAGCAGAAAGAGAGGUUUCAGCUGGGAGGAAAGAUUGGACUAAGAAGGAACAAAGUUUCUAAGAGGUUUUAUUAAAAAUGCAAGUCUUGGGUUAAACAGAAGUAAGAUUUUUUUGUUUGUUUUCCUUUAUUCAGACAUAAAGAAGCAGUCAGUUGUAUCUAAUGCAUUUUACUCAAUGAAAGGGUGCUGAAAGCUGCUCAUAGCAUCAUA